Messenger RNA from Mercenaria mercenaria, 9173 nucleotides. RefSeq names its product RNA-binding protein FXR1-like. Gene Ontology annotation, biological process: central nervous system development; negative regulation of translation; regulation of dendritic spine development. NCBI's taxonomy places the organism in Eukaryota, Metazoa, Mollusca, Bivalvia, Venerida, Veneridae. The transcript is spliced from 19 exons. The record is from RefSeq and is a predicted model, not a curated record. The coding region runs from base 73 to 2199 and encodes 708 amino acids. Gene Ontology annotation, molecular function: translation regulator activity; protein homodimerization activity; mRNA 3'-UTR binding. Gene Ontology annotation, cellular component: neuronal ribonucleoprotein granule; axon; neuronal cell body.
UUUACCUAUACAGCAUACAGAUAAAGCGGGUACCACAACCCGGUUUUUCCCAGAACGCACUUUUGUCUCAAAAUGGAAGAACUAGCGGUAGAAGUACGAGGUACCAACGGUGCUUUUUACAAGGGGUUUAUAAAGAAUAUUCAUGAUGAUGAAGUAACAGUUUCUUUUGAAAAUGACUGGCAGCCCCCAAGAAAAGUAAAGUUGACAGAAGUUCGUCCUGCACCAAAUAAACUUACAGAAAAACCAGAAUAUAAGGAAGGAGACCAAAUUGAGGUCUUAGCAAAAACACAAGAUGAUGAGGCAUUGGGCUGGUGGAUGGCAAAGAUCAAGAUGUUCCGUGGAGAGUUCGCAGUUGUUGAAUAUGUUGGCUGGGACAAAACAUACUCUGAUAUUGUACCUAUGGAAAGGUUACGGCCUGUUAAUAUUUUAUGUCCCAUAACAAAAGAUAGUUUCUAUAAACAUGUACUAGAUAUUCCUCCAGAUUUACAUGAAAUAUGUGCAGAUGAACAGUCCCAUGUAGAAUUUAAGAAACACGUUGGUGGUGCUUGUAUUAUAUUUAGUGCGGAGCAGUCAGCUUUAAUCAUUUUAUCCACCAGUUCUGCUGUGAUACAUAGGGCUUCCAUGAUGGGAGAUAUGCAUAUUAGAAAUUUACGUCAAAAAAGUAUGCUGCGACAGCGAACAGAAGAAGCUGUAAAAAAAUUACAGGAAUUGAACGUGUAUCAGAGUACAAAAAUCAAGAGUGGUCACGUGGAAGAGUUCAGUGUUGAAGACUCCCUGAUGGGUCUUGCUAUAGGUACACAUGGAGCAAAUAUUAUGCAAGCACGGAGAAUUGAGGGCGUGACUGGUAUUGAAUUGAAUGAAAGUACAUGUACUUUUAAAGUUCAUGGUGAGUCAGAAGAAGCCUGCAAGAAAGCUCGUGCCAUGCUAGAAUAUGCUGAAGAUACAUUUCAAGUACCUAGGGAACUUGUAGCUAAAGUUAUAGGAAAGAAUGGGAAAAAUAUUCAAGAUAUUGUUGAUAAAUCUGGUGUUGUGAGAGUGAAAAUAGAAGGUGAUAAUGAAAGGGAUGCUCCGAGAGAGGAGUAUGGCGAUCAGAUGUCUCCAACUUCAAAAUCGGGUCAAGUGCCAUUUGUGUUUGUUGGAACUGUUGAAAAUAUAACAAAUGCUAAAUUACUUCUGGACUAUAACUUAGAUAGUCUUCGUGAAGUAGAGCGGUUAAGGCAAGAAAAAUUAGAAAUAGAUCAACAGCUUCGUACCCUAGCUGGGCCUCAGUCUGGACCCUAUUUUCCUGCUCCCAGAGAGAGACGUGACAGCAAUGAUCCGUAUUCCAGUGACAGAGAACAUGACAGACGAGGUGGUUACCGUGGUGGCAGGGGUCGUGGAAGGGGUCGAGGAAUGCGGAGGUUUAAUGAUAGAUUCACAGAUGACUCAGAACCUCAUGUUGGUGUUGGUGAUUGGAAUAACGAAGUUGUGAGAGAGGAGCGGCGACAAUCUGGCUAUCUUACUGACAGUGUUCUCAGUCGGGGAGGUCGCGGAGGCUACAGAAGUCGGGGUCGGCCCAGAAUACCUAGGGGAAGAGGUUAUUCGUCUAACAGAAAUUCAGAUUAUGAUAGUGGUUGGGGACAUUAUCCUCCCAGACAAAGAGAUACAAGUUAUAGAAUGUCGUAUGAUACAGAUGAUCGUUAUGAUAGGACAGACAGAUCACGUCGUCGUAUGACAGAUGAUGAUGAUACCGUCCUUGAUAACGCCAGUGUCAAUAGUCAAGAUCAAGAUUAUAGUGAUAGUCGUUCUGGCAAUGAUCGUCGGCGUCGUAGAAGACGUAUGCGGCCAGGCAGAGGAAACAGCAGUGCUGCAUCUGGUACAGAAACCGACACCAGUGUAUCUAAUUAUCCCCCACCACGUAGCGGCAAUGCUGGUGCCUCAUCAUCACGAGGUAAAGGCGCUAAUUCUAAAAAUGACACUCGCAAUGAAUCUCCAGUUCCUAGUUCAAAGGCGGCGAAUGGUGAAAGUCAAAGCGAGUCGGUGCCCAAAGAGCAGCGUGAUUCAAGAAGAGGUGGGUUUAACCGACCACCAGUGAGGAAUGGGGUAGCCCCAAGGAAUUCCCAGAAUGGGCGGGAAGCUGAGAUUAAAGGAGGAAAAGUCAGCCAAGAAUCAUCGUCAACUGGCGGUAACCAAGAGCAGUUGGUGAAUGGUCAAAAUUGAGUUAUUUCAAGUUGUGAUUUGUUAACAAUUUUUUCAAAUUGUUCAUGAAUGUUAUCCAACUAAUUUAUUCAAUUAAGAAGUGUUUGCUAUGAAUUCAUUGGCUGAUUUUAGAACGUAGAGUAAUUAGAAAUGAAGAUAUACAAUAGAAGACAGUGCUGUACGAGGAUUCGCUUGAUUAACAGAUGAUGAAGAAUAUGGAACAUGUUCCAUUAAGUUUCAUAUUUCUAAUCGAAUAAUGACAAUUUCUCAUGAUUUAUGACACAAGAGCUGAACAUGACAAGCCAACCAAGAUAAGACAUUUUACCCAUCAGUGUAACAUUUCAUCUCUCAGCCAAAUUAACACAACGUCUGGCAUGCAGGACUUAAACUGUGUAUAAAAUGAAAAAGGACAAACAAGGAAAACUAUAGACUAAAUGUGAAAAGAAACAGGCCAAAGUUGCAACUAAACGUAAAAAAAUAGAUAAUACAAGAGAUGGAAAUUAACAUUGAGAGAAAUGUAUUACUUUUAUCAGUGACAAUUAUUGUUUGUGUCUGUCUGCUUGGAAAUUAAAAGUUACUCCAUUCAGGCCACAUUUCCAUCUAGACAGAGGUAGAAAGUGAGUUAGACAACAUACUGACAAGCUUUCCUUUCACAAGACAUUAUAAUGGUGAAUAAUUUGUUAAUGGCCUAAGUGCAUUACAGUAUAAUAAAAAGGUUAGAAUUUGAGAUUUAAAAGCAAUAAACAUAGAACAAGGACAUAUACUUUCCUGGAUUUUCGACAAUAUAAAUGUAGAUAGGUGACUGAUAGAUGUACAAAUGUUAUAACUUGUCUGUGUGGUUCGCUGCGUUCUUUGUAAACAUGAGAAUUAAUUGUCAUGGCAACCAGAAAUCCGAAUCACCCUAUAUGUCUGCUUGUUAUUCCAUUUUUUUUGUGUUCACCAAUAUUUUGUUUUUUUUCCAAGGCUUGAUUUACAUGUAUCAAUGUAAGAUGUUAUACUCUAAAAAAUGGCCGAUUGUUUUAAAGCCAACCAAUUGAAUGGCAAUAUGCAUACAAAGCAGGGUUAUGUAUGUUCUAAUGUGAAAACUACUUUUAUUUCUAUUUAUUAUUGACACCAGUUUAGUUCGCUUGCAACAUGUUAAUUAAAAUCUGAAUUAUUUUGUUUCAUUAUUUGAAGACUGUUUGCAUUUUUUUGCAGAAAUAUUUGUCAUUUCCCAAGCUAUUCAACAUUUUAAACUGAAUAACAUACCUUGAAAUUGCUUAGUAAGUUUGCCUGCUGUCUGUCUGUGUGUAUGAAAGAUUUGUACAAGUUCGUAUUUUGAAGUAUUUCACAUGUUUCUGUUUAUUCCAGCCUUGAUGUCAGAUGCAAAUAUUAGCAUUCUAAACACAUGAUAAUUUCUCAGUCUUGGCUUAACUUCAUGGAAUAAGACAACAUAAGGUUAAAUCUGUUCAUACAAUAUAUGGAUUGUAAAUUACACAAAGUUUUACUGAAACUUAAUGUUGUAGCCUACUGGGGGUGGUAGUAUAGAUAGGUCAUACUCAGACUAUCUCAAAAUGGCAAAAUUAUGGUUAACUGUGUGAGAAUUUUGUGCACACAUACUUUAAUUUUUCCACAAAAUUAUGCCAUUUUCUUGAAAACUGUGUGCCAUAUCACAUAUUCUUAAAACUGUUAUAAAAUGGAUGCUACAUAAGAGAGUGUUUAUGAAAUGUUUGUAGAUAUAUUUGCAGUUAGUUUUCUCUUGUUUUUAAUCUAUCUGGGUCUAUAGUAAUGCAGUUACAUACUGUCCAUCUUUGAGGGUUUGCUCAAAAGUGUCUUUGACCCAGAUGAUGUUAGACAGAUUUUUUACUUUUAACAACUACUUCUCCCAGGGAAUUCAUUAAUGAAUGGAGCAUUAUUUAACUGAAAGGGAUUCAGUAUUGUACAUAUAAAUGCAUACAGGGCAAGACUACAUGGUGCCUGAAGUUACUUAACUUGAAGCCAGAUUUUUUCCCUGUACUUCUGGAUGGAAUUAAAUCAGAUCUCAGUGGGUACAGCUUCGGAUGGCAGGUAGUUAAGAUAACGCAGAAUGAACAAUUGUUUUGUCCCAUUUUGGUGAAGGUCGUGCAGGGUGACCAUUCAAAAUAUUUUGGGAGCAGUUGUUGUAAGGUACCGAUAUAAGUAAUUAACAAGAAUUUUAGCAGGAUAUUCUUAGUUUGAAGGAGUACACUCAUUUUAAUCAACUUUAGAAGAAAAAAAAUGAAAAAAAAACAAACUAAUUAAAACUAAACAUUUCUUCUUCAAAAGGCUGAUUUGCAGGAAUUUAAAUCGAUCUAUUUUAUUUUUAUGUACCCCCGCCUCCCCAGCCCCCAUUAAAAAAGUUUUAAAAAGCAGUUUCUUUUUGCCGCAUGCAAUGCAAAGCAAACAUAAAACAGCUGACAGAAUUGCCAAAGAAAUAACAGUGACAUUUUUGCAUUUUUUCCUGUUGAGUGAAUGUUUAUUAAUGUAGUCUUAACUUGUGUAAGAUAGAGAUUUUCAUUGCAUUCAUAUCACUGUAUAUUUAUUAUGCAUAUCAUUAUGAAAGACAAUUUGCUGUGGAGUUUUAUAAGAGUUACUUCUAACUUUGUAUGCUUUGUUCUAUUUAGAGUUUCUUUUUUUUGUGUGUACAUGCUCUAUUCUUGUAUAGAAUGAAUGGUUUCCAAAGACUCAAAUGUAGCAUAAGGAUGUAUUAUGGUAGGUUUUCUUUAAGUUUAGUUGUGAAAAAUACUGCCAAGUUUGUUUCUUUUAUUUUUAUCUCACCAAGUUGUCACAAGCACAAGUAGUCACAUUUGAUCUCAACUUUAGCAAAGAAAAAGUAUGUAAAGCUUAAAAUAGUAAACAUUGCUUUAAAGAAUGUAUCUUAAUAUGAAAUUUCUAUAGCUCUCAUUUAUUUGAUAGCCAUUAGCAUGAUGUAUUAUUAUUUAUCUACCUUCUUUCUUAAAAAUAAGGAUACAAGACCUAAGGUUAUGAAACAGUUUGGAGACCAGUAAAAAACUUCCAUGAUAUGUCGGUCAAAAGCUAUACAUAGCUUAUGUUUAUAAUGUUAUCUACCGACAAUAAAUAUAUAUUGACUUGACUUGACUUGACUUGACUUGAUCUGAGUGGUCGAUUCAAAGCACAGAUUUGAAAUUGACCAAUGAUAAAGCUGCAAUUUGAGACUGGUCCACAAACACAAUUUCGAUAACCCUGGACCUUAUAUGGCAUAUUUAUUAUCACAGUUUACACUUUCACACACUUUCUUGCAAUUGUAUGCUUAUGGUGAUGCAUUAUGCUAGUGAAAGUUGAAAGAAGUAAUGCUCUAAGCAAGCAGGAGUCAGUAGCGCAGUGGUUAGCAGAUUGGACUACAACGCCAGCGGUCUUGGUUCGAGUCCCUGGUCGCAGCUGAUAUCCUGACUAGUGUUCUGUGCUGAAUGAUUUACUUAAAUUGCUACUUUUUCCAGCAACAUUGGCCUAGACUGGAUGUUGGGGAGGUAAAUAUGACACCUGCUGGAAAUAGGUUGUUCUAUCCCUACCAGGUUGGGACUUUCGUCAACUACCCACGUUAAACAAGAAACGUUACCUUUACCUUUUUAGGCAUACUUAUCAAAGAUCAAUAUAUUUGAAAAAUUUGAUAAAUGAAUAGUACAGUCCACAUUAAUUGUUUCCAUUUCAUAUACUGUCAGUUGAAUGCUAAAAUUAGUCAUUUGGCUUACCUGUAUAGUUUUAAUGUGUACUAAAGCGGGAUUUUUCUUGAUCAAGUUUGGUUUGAGAUAGUGACAUCCAGGCUGGCAUAGUUCCUAAAACUACCAUUCUAGGUGGCCGGUUUGAUCCCCAGAGAAGUUGUAUGUUCAGUUUGAACACCAGAGUUGUCUUUAGAGUUGAUCAUUGAUAAGGCAUAUGUUCAGUUUGAUCCCCAGGAAAGACAUAUGUUCAGUUUGAUCCACAGGGAAUAUGAUCUACCUGGUUCAUUGCCAGUCAUAAUGAUAAAAUACUUCUGAAAAAACAGCAUUAAACCAACAAAAAAAAAAAAAAAGAGAAAACUCUGGCAGGUACUGGUAUGAAUUAGUACACCGUUUAUGAUGAGAUUAUAUUGGGGAGAAAAAAUGUUCGGAAAGUGUAAAUAUGUGAAUAUAGUUUCUGUAAGUGACAUUUGUAUGAUUAUGGAAAGGGAUUGAAAGAAAUAAGUUUGUAAAACUUGGACUAAUAUCUUCUGUAGCUGUAGCUGAUACAUUGAAUGUUUAACAUAUAAAUACAUUGGAAUACUGGUUAAACAUCUGGGCUGGUAUUCAUCAACAGUUUAAGUCUGAAACUUUAGGAUUCAGGACAGAAUGCAAAAUGUUCAAUUUUUCAACUUCGCUUGUAAUCCAUUAAAACUGCUCAAGUUUUGUUUAGCUGUCUAUAGCAUCAGAAUGCAGUUUCAUACGUUUUGUCAUAUUACACUUGAAUUUAACACUGAUAUAGCAAAAUGAACAUUUUUAAAAGUCUGAGUCGAAGUUCAGACUUUAAACUCCUGACGAAUGUGAGCCCAUGACAAAUAUACGGUAAAAAUAUUUUGUAAAUAGAAGGAUAUGUAUUUUUUAGGAAAAAUACCAAAUUUGAAGUUGCUGCAUAACAUUAUCACAACUUGAAAUGUUACAAGGAAUUAUUUUGAUGUUGAAUGUACAUUGAAAUUUUAGGAGAACUGAUUAUUUUUGAAUAUGUUUUGAUUGUGUUUUUGUUAAAGAGGUUGAGGAAAGCCUGUAGAAGGUUAACUAAAUCAAUGAUUAGAUAGGUCAUUGUAAAUAGAGAUUGAAUUUUCCUGGCAUACCUUAAUAUAGAACUGUGCACCAGACUGGACACAAGUUACUGGCGAUGACAAAGCUAUACAGGGUAUACUUAAUAUUCAUUUUGAUGUAGAUGUACAGAACUGUUGCUGGGUUGCAAUACCCUAACCCCAGUCGACUGUUAACACAAUGACGUAGGUCAGGGUGCCUUUCACACAGCAGUACAAGGCUGAUAUUAAUAGUUAGUAGGUUGGAAGAAGGUAAGCUGUGCAGUUGUGUUAUAACAUUAAAUUGCAUUAUGUACAACUGACUUAUAGAGAACUUUUGUGGUAAGAUAAAAUUGCAGUACAAAAUGACUGUUUCUGUGAACGAAAAAAAGUAACUAUUAAAACUGAGAGGUGAUACUAAUUUAUUAAGUAUACAAUUCUUCUUUUAUUACUUCUACAGUAGAGUUUCACAAAUGUAUCUGAUAUUACACACAAAAAAAUCACCCUAACAUUAGAAACUAGUUACUGACCAGUAUUUUUAUUCUGUCUCAGAUUUUGAAUUUUUAAAGUUUCGAUAAAGAACUUUGGAUACAACAAGUGAAUGCCAGUGUUAAUGUUCUGUUUUUACCUUUGUUUAAGUUAAAGUAUUGUUUAUUGUCAAUUCUGAUUAUAGUUAAUUACUUGUAAAAUUAACAUGUUAUGUAUGGAUUUUUUGUGGAAAGGUGAAAGAACACUUGUUUAAACUUGUAAGGAAGGGAUAUUUGCAUUUACUAGAUAUAAAUUAAUGAUAACAGUGUUUGAAAAGGAGAGGAUGAUAACAAGAAAUGAGAUAAAUUUGUUGCACUUUAUAUGCAUGUUUUCUAAAAAUGGGAUUGAAAUCCCAGUUAUACAUGUACAAUAUAUAGACAUACAGCUUAUCUAGACUAUUCCUACAAGUAGAAAUCACAGGUACCUAGUGAGAGCAGAAAAGUUGUGGGUUCAAUCCCUGGGAAAGACAAAUGUUCCUUUUACAUACUAGUGUGUUUAAAGUCGAUUGUUUCCAAUCUGUACCAGUAAAUCAUGUGGGGAAGUUGAUGUGCUUCUUGUGGAGAACAAUUCAGUACUGGUACAGAAUCCAUAAACACUGACUUUGUUAAUUGAGUGCCCUUAAAUAACCUUAAAUACAAUAGAAAAAAGAUGUUACAUCUGUAUCAUUGAAACUAAAAGUAUCUGUAAACCAGAUAUGAGCCGUGCCAUGAGAAAACCAACAUAGUGGCUUUGCGACCAGCAUGGAUCCAGACCAGCCUGCGCAUUCGGCAGUCUGGUCAGGAUCUAUGCUGUUCGCUUUCAAAGCCUAUUGCAAUUAGAGAAACUGUUAGCGAACAGCAUGGAUCCUGACCAGACUGCGCGGAUGCGCAUGCUGGUCGCAAAGCCACUAUGUUGGUUUUCUCAUGGCGCGGCUGAUAUUAUUAAAUAAACUACUGUUAAAGGUGUCAUUUUUAUGUUUAUUGAUAAGAUUUGUUCUGAUAGCACCAACAGUUUUUGAGGUCUUCAGAUUUAUAAGCAUUAUCAGUGAAACUUGAAUGUUUCAGUGUAUUCAAAUGCAUUUAGACAAAAUGAAAGCAAAUCUGAUACUGCAAAAUCCUUUCAUUUCAUGGGCAAUAAAUUGACAUCUUUGACAUGUUACUUAUGUAUGAGCAUAAUCAGUGAAAGUUUCGACAUAUUCAGAUGCAUAAGCAAAUCUAAUACCAUAAAUUCCUUUCAUUUCGUGGGCAAUAAAUUUCAGUGUUUUUGUCAAAUGGGGACAUCAAUUUGUGGCUUUCAAAUUCUAAAGAUAUGAUAAAUAUAAAAUUGUUUGUUUGGAUUUUACUUUGGGGAUUUAUGCUAUAAUUUAAAUUAUAAAAUCCACACAAAUCGGUUCCACAAGAAUAUUGAUUUCACAGAACUGUAUCUGAACGAAUAGAGACACAAAAUUACAGGAAGCGAUAAAAGUUCUUGUAUUCGUUCAAAGUACUUGCAAGGAUGGAAACUGUGCUAGAAAAACCCUCGGAUUUGAGACCGUUGUUUAGAUACAACUAGUAAUCCUGUAUUAUGCGUGACAUUUACACAAGAUAGUGACAUAAAAGUAUUAUUUUCUAAUUGCAACAGUAUCUUUACGGAGAUUAAACCAACAUGUACAGUUGGAUGUGCUUUUAUUUCAUGGUUUUUCAUAAUAGGUCAUUGAUUUUAUGUUUUUGUAUGAAAUAAAUCAACAAUAAAUAUUUGAAUUAAA